GACUAAACCUGUCGUGAACGAGUAUUUACAUUGUAUCGUGUAAAUUUAUGGAUCAGUAACUAUAGCGUGGUUAUUUUAUUCAUCGAUCGUGUACUAUUUAUUAACCUUUAUGUUACAAGCAAGACUAUAUGUUCAUGGAUUAGUAAAAAGUCAGAGUGAUGUUUGAUGUUCUUUAAUCUGCCAGCAUGUCAUACGACGCACAGAACCCGUUUAAUUAUGUCACAGCACAACCGGAAAGCAGAAUUGGAGUGCCACCUGGUUCUGUCCAAGUAAAUGGGGUCACUGUACGUAAUUUGACAGACACAGAUUGGGAUGCGGAAUUCGCCGGCAGAUUGACUGUAGAGGCGUUCAGGGGAAAAUUUGCUCAUUGUGUAACAGAGAGGAAACUGCCAAUUGCAGUAAAGAACAUGACAGCGUACCAUAGAGGUCAAGGUCAGGCAUUCUACAAUCGUGCUUUUGUAGCCGAACUAGAAGGACGACCUGUUGGGUUUCUUCAAAUUAAAUUUAAAGGUGAUACGGAAAUUGACAAAGAUGAUCAUAUAUCGGAGCUGGGUUGUUGGCACGCCAUUAGGUAUGGAUGCUUAGGAUUGGCGACAUCUUUUGAAGUUGAUAAAAAUUACAAGUGUUAUUUGGAUCACAUAUGUGUAGAUGAAAGUGCCCGAGGGAAAGGCGUCGGCAAGGUAUUGAUGCAGAGGGCUGAAUACGAGGCUAGAGCAAGAAAUUGUUCUAUAAUAUAUCUUUACGUUUUGACUACUAACAGAGCACGGAAUCUCUACGAACGGGAAGGAUAUCGUGUGACUGAUACCAGUACUGGUUGUGGAUGCCUCGGAUGCUGCAUAGGUCCUCCAGGGGAAAUGCACGAGAUGCAGAAAACUCUUCUAUAAAGAUGCAGCGUUUUGCGCAAGAGCAUAUAGUGAUAUCGACACAUAGUUUUAAACGUCCUCAUUAUCAUCAUCAGUAUCAUCAUACUCAUUCUAAUUGAUAUUAAAGGAAUUUUGUUUCUCCCAAGCGAAUCUUCUUUACUUAAGUUUUCUUCUAUGUAUUUGUUAUACAGCUUUGUACCAUUACUCAAUCAGUGUUACUUUAAUCAACUGUGUUAUCGCGUAUGAAAAACUGAUGUUAUUUGACAUGAGCAGCUCGUCCGUAUAAUAGUAUGUGUUUUGUAAUGUAUAUUAUAUUUUGUAUUUGUUAUUGUUUGUUAUUUCUAUCAAAGUUAGAUAUUCAAAUGUACCUUGAGAUUCAAUUUGUUAUAAUUUUUUUGUCAUUGUUGCAGAAUGUAACAUAUGUUGAUAAUAGUUCAUCUUUUUAUCGUUUGUUAAGGAGGUAGGUUACCUUGUUACAAGAGUAAAUUCAGAUUAGUUGAACCGCAGCAUUUUUUUGUAUUUCGUGUAAUAUGAAGUUUUAACUGCUACAAUCUCAAUUUCGUUUGUCUCUGUCUCUUCAAGUUCAGUUUUUAUCAAGGUUUGAAGAACAUGACCCUCCAAAGGUAUUUCAUAUUGAAAGAAGAAGGAAAAUACGGAUAUUUAACACUUUUCAGUGUAUUUUAGUUUCAUUGAUAUCCGUAAAAGUCUGUAUAAUUGAUAAUUUUACUAGUAUACACGUUAGCUUUCUAAUAUAAGCUUAAAAUGUAUAUGUCGCGGGGCUCGUGUUUCCAUGGUAACGCAUUUUCUCUUAUUUUUAAACAACUUUGUAUAAAAAUACGGGUUUUCGACGGCUUCAGUGCCAUUCUGUUAAUGACCAACAUGGAAUAUUUGGGUAAUAUUAUCAGCAAAAUACCAAGCACUUUACAUGGUACCCUAUUUUUCUCAAAGUUAAAAGUAACCAUGGCAACAGAGAUGUUUAAAAUAGCUUAUAUCUUGCUUUUUGUACUGAUUUCUUAUAAAAAAAACAUUGAAUAAGAUUAUCUUUCUAGUUAAUUUAGCUUUAAAACAUUAUUUCUAACGUAAGUUAUAUUUUCGUGUUAUUUGCAUUUAUUCAAACAAAUUUCACAGCUUAGAAUACUUACAGCAGUACCCCUCGUCUGGCAUUUUUCAUGGAAAAAUCGUUCAGCAUGCUGUUAUUAUUCUCAUGGAUAUUGUUGAAAUGAAAAUAAAAAGCCGAAGCUGUGUUUCUUAAAUAGACCAGUGUCAACGCUAUUGAAUUUCACAUUUAGAUAUAUAGGUCACGGGCUUCGUUUCCAUUAUAACAUCAAUUUAAUUCAAGAAACCACAAUUUUCUACUGAAAUUUGAACAAUUUUAGAUCUUAAUUUAAGUAUAUAAGUAACAAAUUUUCAACGGAACCUGAAAAAUAGGUAUUACAAAUCAAACUGCUAGAUUUUUUAUUUGAAAAUGACCGUAACAAGUAACCUUUCACCCAACUUUAUUCCAAAUAACAUUGGUUACCAUCGUCCAUUUUCUUACAUUCCUCAUAACAUUUCAAUAUAACUACACAAAAGGAGCAAAAUAUUGAUUAUUAUUCAGAGCAAUAGACUCAUAAAAAUAUUUCAGCAAAUAAUGGUUAUUUGAAAAUAGUUGAAAUAAAAUAAAUGCACAGAAUUACGUACUUUCGAGAUAAAAGCUAUUAAUUUUGCGCGGUAACUGACACGUAACGUCAUGACGUCAAUGACGUCAUUUUAAAGCAACAUUGUUUUGAAGCGUUUUUGCGGCAAUGUAUUCAUUAUUUCUACAUUAUUAAGCCAUAAAGCAUCAGAUCGAAGACGGGUUCAUGAUUUGUUUUCAGAAGAAUGAAUAUACAAACACAUUUAGUUUGUCGUAAACGUCGUCGUAAAUCGUCACGUUAGCUUCCGGUUGAACAUGCGCACAUACAAAUAUGAAGGUAACCUACCUCCUUAACCACUUCUGUGCCAAGUGCCGAUUUUAGGCCAAUGUUGUUUACUACGUUGAGUGCCAAGGGCCGAUUUGGGCCGAUUUGAAUUGAAUAGUCCUGGCAUUCCUUUAAUAUGGGAAUAAAUCGUUUUCGUGCAGAAAGGUAUACAGUUGUUUCUAUGGACAUGCAAACAUAACAACGUAACAGACUUUUCAUGACGUAACAUUUGAUGUUUUCAAGUAAAAUACUUCUUAAAGAGUUUUCGUAACGCCGUUGUUUCUGUUCUUAAGUUAGAUACGGCGUAAUACAUUUGUACACUGUCUGUACCCAAUGUAUUAGUAUUUACUGCAUUAACAGCAAAGAUAAUGUCGCAAUUUCACAGAAAGAAAUAAAGUAAAACACGCUG
This is a messenger RNA of Mercenaria mercenaria, 3212 nucleotides long. RefSeq lists its product as uncharacterized. The record is from RefSeq and is a predicted model, not a curated record. NCBI's taxonomy places the organism in Eukaryota, Metazoa, Mollusca, Bivalvia, Venerida, Veneridae. The coding region runs from base 186 to 884 and encodes 232 amino acids. The transcript is spliced from 7 exons. Gene Ontology annotation, molecular function: acyltransferase activity, transferring groups other than amino-acyl groups.